Molecule: messenger RNA, 636 nt
Organism: Homalodisca vitripennis (glassy-winged sharpshooter)
Lineage: Eukaryota; Metazoa; Arthropoda; Insecta; Hemiptera; Cicadellidae
Exons: 1
Coding region: 1-636 (211 amino acids)
Source: RefSeq, a predicted model, not a curated record
AUGAGAAACCGGGAGAGGAGGAUGAGAAACCGGGAGAGGAGGAUGAGUUGCCUCGAGAGGAGGAUGACUAGCCUAGAGAGAAGGGUGAGUAGCCUAGAUGGGACGGUGAGUUGCCUCGAGAGGAGAAUGAGUAGCCUAGAGAGAAGGGUGCGUAGCCUAGAUGGGACUGUAAGUAGCUUCGAGAGGUGCGUGAGUAGCCUAGAGAGAAGGAUGAGUAGCCUAGAUGGGACGGGGAGUAGCCUCGAGAGGGGCGUGAGUAGUCUAGAGAGAAGGAUGAGUAGCCUAGAUGGCACGGUGAGUAGCCUCGAGAGGGGCGUGAGUAUUCUAGAGAGAAGGGUGAGUAGUCUAGAUGGGACGGUGAUUAGCCUCGAGAGGGGCGUGAGUAGUCUAGAGAGAAGGAUGAGUAGCCUAGAUGGGACGGUGAGUAGCCUCGAGAGGAGAAUGAGUAGCCUAGAUGGGACGGUGAGUUGCCUUGAGAGGAUGAUGACUAGCCUAGCGAGAAGGGUGAGUAGCCUAGAUGGGACUGUGAGUAGCUUCGAGAGGUGCGUGAGUAGCCUAGAGAGAAGGAUGAGUAGCCUAGAUGGGACGGUGAAGCCUCGAGAGGGUCGUGAGUAUUCUAGAGAGAAGGGUGAGUAG